Aspergillus ruber CBS 135680 is the source of this 264-nucleotide messenger RNA. RefSeq lists its product as uncharacterized. The record is from RefSeq and is a predicted model, not a curated record. The transcript has a single exon. The annotation marks the transcript as partial. NCBI's taxonomy places the organism in Eukaryota, Fungi, Ascomycota, Eurotiomycetes, Eurotiales, Aspergillaceae.
GGAGACUAUUCAAAACUAUCCGAUGACAAGGUCGAUGGGAUUAUCGCCUGGUACACGGCCUCCGAGGAAAAUCAUAGUCUGCCCUAUCGUAGGGUGAUUCAGGAGUUUGGGCUGGGAGUUUCUGAGGAUAUACUGGUUCCUGCGCUUAGGAAGAGGGGGUAUUGGCGUCGUAAGGCUAUGGGGAAUGCGAAGAAAAAAGUAACUGUAUUGAGGACUAGUAGCGGAUCGGGGCCGGCGCGUGAAGCGCCAGGGACAGUUACUUGA